CCCGGCAGCCCGCCCGGAGGCGCCACAGCCGAGGGAACCCUGCCCCACCGAGGACGCUUCUCUCGCCCAGCGAAGCAGGUAACUCCAUGUAUUGGAGACCAUGGAUCAAUAUGACGUGAUUGAAGCCAUUGGGGAAGGUGCCUUUGGGAAAGCAUACUUGGCCAAAAGGAAACCGGAUAGUGAGCACUGUGUUAUAAAAGAGAUCAAUUUUGAAAAGAUGCCCCUCCAAGAAAAAGAAGCUUCCAAGAAAGAAGUCAUUCUUCUGGCAAAGAUGAAACAUCCCAACAUUGUAACCUUCUUCAGUUCAUUUCAAGAGAACAACAGACUGUUUAUUGUGAUGGAGUAUUGUGAUGGUGGGGAUCUCAUGAAAAGGAUCAGAAGACAACGGGGAGUGUUAUUUAGUGAAGAUCAGAUUCUGAGUUGGUUUGUACAGAUUUCUCUAGGACUGAAACAUAUUCACGACAGGAAGGUUUUACACAGGGACAUAAAAACACAGAACAUUUUUCUUAGCAAGAAUGGAAUGGUUGCAAAGCUUGGGGACUUUGGUAUUGCAAGGGUCUUGAACAAUACCAUGGAACUUGCUAGAACUUGCGUUGGAACACCUUACUACCUGUCCCCAGAGAUCUGUCAGAAUAAACCCUACAACAAUAAAACGGAUAUUUGGUCUCUUGGCUGUGUCUUAUAUGAGCUCUGCACACUCAGACAUCCUUUUGAGGCUAACAACUUACAGCAGCUGGUUCUGAAGAUUUGUCAAGCUCAUGUUCCUCCGAUAUCACCACGGUUUUCCCGUGACCUACAGUUCUUAAUAUCCCAGCUCUUUGAAGUAUCUCCCCGAGAUCGGCCAUCCAUCAAUUCCAUUUUGAAAAGGCCCUUUUUAGAGAAUCUUAUUGCCAAAUACUUGACUCCCGAGGUCAUUUACGAAGAAUUCAGUCACCCACUCUUACAUAAAGCAAGACCAUCUGCUUCUCAACCUGCUGGGAAGGUAGCCCCUGUUUCUAUAAUACAGAAAGUGAGAUUCCAGGAAAAGUGCCUACCAAGAUCAAGAAUAGCAGUGCCAAAUAAGAGGAAGGAUGUAUUAUAUAGAAAUGAAUGCAGACCACCAGCUGAAGCCCAGACACCCACAUCUGUAAACAUGGUAGAAAGGCCCAAACUUGCUGCUGCGUGUGGCCAUUAUGAUCAUUUUUAUGCUCAACUUGACUUGUUGAGAAAGAGAGCGCACAGACCAAACUGCCGCCAUGUUCCUCAGAAAGAUGGCAGAGUUGAGGAGAGUUAUGAUGAGGAAGAAAGCCACAGCCCGCCUCCAGGUCAAUGGCUUGCUGAAUACCUUCAGAGGAAAUGUGAGGCUCAACAAUAUAAGCUGAAAGUGGAAAAGCAAUUGGGUCUUCGUCCAUCUUCUGCUGAGCCAAAUCACAACCAGAGACAAAAGCUGAGAAGUGAUGGGGAAGGACCUAGAUUCUGGGGGCUGCAGUUCAGGAGAAAUGAAAUGAAGGAACAGGAAUAUUGGAAGCAGUUAGAGGAAAUACGCCAACAGUAUCAUCAUGACAUGAAGGAAAUUAGAAAGAAGAUGGGGUGUGAACUGGAGGAGGACUCAAAAGUGAGCUGGAAAACCUACUUGGUGAGGAAGAGUGACCUGCCCACCCCCCAUGAAGCGCCUGAGGGAGAAGCACCUGUGCAGUUUCAGGAUAGUGAAAGAGACUUAAAACAAAUUAAACCUCAGAACAUAAAGGGAAGUAAAAGUUCGGAACAAAAACAUAAAGCUCAGAGAGGGAUAAAAUUUGAAAUUAAUUUAGAUGAAUGCAUUUCUGAUGAAAACACCCUCCAAGAGGAAGAGGCAGUGGAUAUGCUGAUUAAAACUUUGACUUCUGAGGAUGGCAUGAAGUUCUUGGAACUUAAAUGUAUGAAGGCGCAGGAAGAUUAUACAGACAAAGCAUUUGAAAACCUCUGUUGCCCAGAAGCAGACGGCCGAGUGAUUGAGAUUGAAGGCGGUCCAGAAAACAGGAGACGGUGGCGGCGAGAAGCCCCGGGAACUUUACUGAGUGUUUUGGAAGCAGCACAGCUAACCAGCAGCUCGCUUUCUGCCAACGAUGCAGAAUGUGGGGGACCACUGAAAGAAGAUGAGGGGAAGGUGGAAGUGGCCUCUGGCAUUGAAGUAGAUGCAGAACAACCAGAGCCAAGGUCUGAUGACGAUGAUACAAAUUUUGAAGAAUCUGAAGAUGAAUUGAGAAAUGAAGUAGUAGAAUCUCUGGGAAAACUGGCUACUUUCAAUGAGGCAGAAAAAAGAGAAGAGGUUUCUAGUUCUUCUCAAGAUGCUGGAAACUUAGAAAAAACAGAGGGGAUAGGCAUGCAGAAAUAUUCAGAAUUAAAUGAAGGUUUGGAGACUAUUUUUAUUCCAUCUGAUGACAAAAUUUGUAUUGGUGAUGAAGAUCAAGGAAUAUCAACCACCAGUCAAAAUAUUCAACUGUGACUGUUGAACUUUUUUUUAAAUGAUGUUUGUAUGUGUUAUAGUGUCUCUUUGGGAACAAGUCAUAAAUAUUCAUUUAUUGUAAGGGUUUUCCAGUAAUCCCAAGGUUUUAUUAGUUUUUCUCUCAAUUUAGACAGUGGGACUAACUUUUGAAUGUAGAAAUUCCUAUUUUUCCUUUAACAUUCCUAUUAAGAAAUCUUUCGGAUUAUGUAUGUGGUCGGCAUAGUAAUGUGACUCCCCUCCAACUCCAAGCACACCCAAAGAUGUGAAUAUAUUUUUACCUGGCAAAGGGGAAUUAACAUUGUAGGUGGAAUUAAGAUUCCUAACCAGCUGACCUUAAAUAGGGAGGUUAUCUUGGAUUAUUCAGGUGGGCUAAGUGUCAGCACAAGAGUCUCUGAAAGUGGAAGAGAAAGCGAACCAGAGAGGUGGCAGCUGAGGGGGUUCAGCUUGAUACUGCUGGCUUCGAAGAUGGAGGAAGGGGCCGCAAACCAAGGAAUGCAGGCAGCCUCUCUCUAGACGCUGGAAAAGCUUUCACCCCAAAAGCCUGCCAAAGGAAUGCAGCCCUGCCAACACCUUGAUUUUAGCCUCAUGAAAUCCACUUUAGACUUCUGACGGAACUGUAAGAUAAUACAUUUUUGUUGUUUUUAACUAAGUUUGUGGUCACAUUUGUUGUUAGUGAUAGAAAACUAAUAUAUAGACUCAUUCAUUUAAAAUAAUAAUCUGUUAUUUUAUAAAACCAUGAUUUUUGACAUUUCUUAGGGUAUGCUGAAUAUGCUUUUUUGAAGCUGAUAUUGACCCUGAUGGAAGUAAGGUAACUGAGCAAAGAGAGAAUCGUGUACCAAUCAUUUUAGUGGCUCACUGAAUUAUUUUCUAAUAGUUUCAAAUGUAUAAACUUCUGGAAGGCAGGGACUAUAUCUGGCCUUUAUUUCUCAUGAUGGUCUUUUUUAUAUAUAGUGGUUAGCCCAGUGCCAGAAAUGUUUAACUGAAAAAUGCUAAUACAAUUUCUUAUUAAGACUAUUAAGCUCUUUGAGACAGGAACCUAGACUUCAACUUUUUUUUGGUAUUAACUAUAACAAUCCCAGUGUUGAACAUGUGUCUGGAGCUUAGUAGAUACUCUGAUUUAUUGUAUCUGCUAUUAUGAAGGACAGAGUGGUUGUAGCUAAGUGAUAGAAUUCUGACUGCAAUAUCUGGUCUUUGAUGAAAGUAAAACUAAAAUGGCACAUUGAUACACUGCAAAACCAAGAAAACAAAGAAAUUAUUGAUCACACUUGCAUGUUUUCAGAAUAAAUUGUUAGAAAAAUCAGGUGUCUUGGUAACUAUGUAUGUAUCUAUCAACUUGAUCAUUCUUUAAAUGAUACCAAGAAUAUCAACCCUUAACUUCCCUUCUAAGUGUCUUGUAAUAGUUAUGUGUGAUCCAAGUGCGCACACAGCACUAGACUAGUGGAACGGAUGCUUCUCUAAAGCCAAGGGCGGCCUUAAUUAGGGUGGGGAAAGAGGGUUAAGAGUCAGCAGAGGAAUAGUGGAGACGAAGGGUAAAUCAUAGGGGCCUAAUUUGACUCUAGAAAUAUGCACAGCUUCUUGUUGUGGUUUAAUGGAUGUAACUUAAAAGUGUUUUUUUUUUUUUACUAUAGUUGUUUUACGAUGUUGUUAGUUUCUGCUGUAUAGCAAAGUCUAUCAGCUAUACGUAUACAUAAAUCCACUC
This is a messenger RNA of Odocoileus virginianus texanus, 4163 nucleotides long. RefSeq names its product NIMA related kinase 5 (gene NEK5). The record is from RefSeq and is a predicted model, not a curated record. Lineage: Eukaryota; Metazoa; Chordata; Mammalia; Artiodactyla; Cervidae. Gene Ontology annotation, molecular function: protein kinase activity; ATP binding. Gene Ontology annotation, biological process: protein phosphorylation.